Messenger RNA from Phytophthora infestans T30-4, 1925 nucleotides. RefSeq names its product protein kinase, putative. The record is from RefSeq and is a predicted model, not a curated record. Bases 159 to 1925 code for a protein of 588 amino acids. Lineage: Eukaryota; Oomycota; Peronosporomycetes; Peronosporales; Peronosporaceae. Gene Ontology annotation, molecular function: ATP binding; protein kinase activity. The transcript has a single exon. Gene Ontology annotation, biological process: protein phosphorylation.
GGUAAUAGCGAGAAUCCAAGCGACUUGUUCAUUCUCGAACGGCCAUGACUCUGCUGCGGUCCCUCGUGCUGGUCUCUCUGUUAUUUAACCCGAGCUUUGCAGCCGUGUCCAAGGCGAUAGCGUUCUACCAUGGCAACACGUGCUCGACGCCAUUAAGUAUGCAGGUCACCAAUUCCUCGUCAAUCUGCUCACCGCAGCCGUGUACCCAUAUCGAGUUCGGCGCCAAUAUGUAUUACUACAACACAACUUGUAUGGACAUUGACACGGACACACACACGUAUAUAACGGCAGCGUUCUCAGGUACAAGACACAUCGUGAUCGACCAGUUCCGACAGCCCAAUUGCAGUAGCGAGACGUACGCAUGGACACACGCACUUCAAGACUUGGCUCACUGCGUUCCCUACGCGAUUUCCUCCGUUUCUUUGGCUAAAAACGCGUCAAGUAUCGCCACAAUAAUCGACAACGAAUCCAUCAACGUGCAAUUCUUCCCUGCCACCAAUUGCAGCUUCCCACCUGCGUCUGUAGCAUUACCAAACAAGACUGAGGUGGCGUCACACAAAUGUUACCAAGCCAGCAAGUUUUACAUUACAGAUAGCAGCCAAACGUCAAACUCCAUGCACGCUGAAGUAACAAACACGUCGUCUUCAGGAACAUUCGUAGAGCCUCAAAGCACGACUGCUAGUGUACAAAAGCGUCCCGGCGUAACAUUCGUCGCUAUUACCAUCGCAGUCGUCUUGAUUCUCGGCGCAAUCGGCGUCGUAACGUGGAAAUGGCGAUCAACGAAGCGAAUGUUACAACCACGUAACACUGAGAACGACAGCGUCGCAAUGCUAGAAGAUGAUGCAAUCUUCAUGUCCAAACCUUUAAGCGGUCGUACAUUUCUCCCUAGUAGCACGUGCUCAACUUUCCAAGAGCAAACGACGCGCUCCUUCGCUCCUGCGCUCUCCAGUUUCAACUCGACUUAUCACGUCUCAGGGCCUGGAUCGAGUUCCAGCUUGACACUUCCAGGGACGACAAUGACUCGUCCGUGGGAAGACGAUUUCGUCCUGGCAGCGCGUAUCCCUCGGGAUAAGGUCGUUGUGGUCCAACUACUCAGUCGAGGAGGCUUCGGUGUCGUGUAUUCGGGUCUCUACAAUGGUCGACGUGUCGCUGUCAAGAUGCUGUUACCCGAAACUCGACGUAGUAUUUCCCACGCUGUCGACCUAUUGGCCGAAGUGAAGAUGAUGGCAGCUAUGGACCAUCCUCAUAUUGUCGAGUUUAUCGGAGUAGCUUGGGACUCGUUGACGAACAUGUGUGUCGUAUCGGAAUUUAUGGCUGGAGGCGACUUGAAGGCCUUGCUAAGUGACUACGAAGAGCAGAAACACCCUAAGGGUUUCAACAGGGAUAAACUCAAGAUCGCUCUACAUCUGGCACAUGGCUUAACGUACAUGCACUCGCUGGAUCCUCCGAUAAUCCAUCGAGAUCUCAAGUCUAAGAACGUCUUGUUGAACGAAAAACUAGACGCAAAACUCACGGAUUUCGGUACGUCUCGAGAGCGAGUGAACGAGUCGAUGACUGGAGGCGUUGGAACGUGCUUGUGGAUGGCUCCAGAGGUGAUGAUUGGGGACAGAUACGACGACAAAGCAGAUAUGUUUUCCUUUGGCGUCGUGUUGUCGGAGCUGGACACACAUCUAUCACCCUACUGGCAUGCUAAAGACCCGAAUGAUUCGAGUCGGCAGAUGCCCGAGCCAGCUAUUCUGCAAAUGGUAGCGACCGGGAAGCUACACGUCAAGUUCUCGAAAGAAGCGGUUAAAGCUGUUGUGGAACUGGGGAAUGCCUGUGUAUCUCUGGAUCCUGCAACACGACCGACAGCGUCUGAUGCACUCUAUAAGCUCCACACGAUUCUAGCAAGCAACGUUGAGAAAGAUGGCAUUGCUGUUAAGUAA